Lodderomyces jiufengensis is the source of this 2334-nucleotide messenger RNA. RefSeq lists its product as uncharacterized. The transcript has a single exon. NCBI's taxonomy places the organism in Eukaryota, Fungi, Ascomycota, Pichiomycetes, Serinales, Debaryomycetaceae. The record is from RefSeq and is a predicted model, not a curated record. The coding region runs from base 1 to 2334 and encodes 777 amino acids.
AUGGGUUUAAAUAUAUUUCAAAAGAAAUCAAAUCAAAUUGAUGAUAUAUCAAAAUAUAAUAUAUCAACCCCUAGAACAAUUAAUAAUAAUAAUAAUAUAACACAAAGAAUUUCACCACAAUCAGAUCCAAACAAUUCAUCAUCUUUAAUACCUUCAUCAAACAAUUAUCAUGUUCAAUUCAAAGUAAUUGAUAAAACUUCACAAAUAAUAGACGAUGAAAAUUCAAAAUUUAUUGAUUCUGCAAGAUCUAGAACUUAUAGAUCUCAAAGAAUAAAUUUACCAAAUAGUUCAAAUAGUGGUUCAAAUACUCCAAAAUCUAUAUUAACUCCUCCUCAACAUAGUUCUCCAAAUUUAUCAGAAUCAACUAGAGACAGAAAAUCAAAGAUUAAAAGAAAUGGUUCACCAAAUGUAUCAGAUACAACCAAAAAGUCAAACACAAAUCAUAAAAAUAUUUCAAGUGAAAAUUUAGAUCAAAUAAGAGCAAGAAGAAUGCAAAAUUCUACUCAAAAGAAGCCAAAACAAAGAAAUGCAACAAAUUCUCGAACUGGAAAGAAUAGACCAUUAAGAAGAAGAAAUAGUAUAGCAUCAUCAAAAGAGUCUUUAAUAUUAGUCAAAAAAAUAACAAAUGAUUCAAUUACUCAAGUUAAGGUAUUAAAACCUUCAAAAACCAAUAAUGAACUUAAUUCACAAAAGCAAUCAAGGAAAAAGAAAUCAAAUGUAAAUUCUAAACCUACAGCUUUAAGUUGUGGUACAAGAAAAAUCAAGCCAAUAAAUUCAAGAAUAAAUGUCCCAUAUCCUGUAAAUGAUGAAAUUAUAAGUAUUAUAAUAACUGAUGAAAAUGAAGAUGAUGAUCAAAUAAAUGGUGAAGAUAUUGAAGAAAUCGAUGAUGAUGAUGAAUUUCCAAAAGGUUUUGAACCAGUCGUUGCAAGGAAAAGUCAAAGUCCAGAAGUUAAUGAAUCCAGUAGUUCUCAACAAUCAAAUCACAAUCAGCAACCAUCAACUCAAGCUGCAAGAGCUCCAAAAUCUACUAGAAAUGAAAGGCAGAUACAACGUCUGAAUACUUUACGACAAUUAAAUGGUAGUCAACAGCAACAGCAACAGCAACAGCAACAACAACAACAACGUAAUUCACAAGCAAGCAUUCCACAACUUCAAAUUAGUGUACCAUUAAAUCAAACAACAACUGAGAAUACAACCAAUAGUUUAUAUUCCUCGGGAACUACAACAGAAGAACCACAAAUUGAUAGAGCUCAAGCUGUUGCAUGUAUCUUGGAAAGAACUGGUUCAACAGCACAAAAUAGUAGAAGAGGUCAAAGAUAUCAGGAUAUAAGAAAACAUCAACAAUUAAAAAAUCAAUCAUCUCGUCAAUCAUCAAUGAACAUGUCAAGAACUGGAACAAUUGAUGAAAAUUCAGAUAAUCAUUUGUUACCAAUGGAAAGUUCAAGAAGAUUGAGUAUAACAUCAACAACUCCAACUUUCCAUACAACGUUUUCAACAAUACCAGCUGCCUCAGGUUCAGCAGCUGCAGUAGCAUCAACUACAGCUCAUGCUGCAAGAAUGCAACAAACAAGAGAAGCAAUAAUUGAAAGAUUGAAUAGAAGAAUUGAUCCAACUCUGUAUUCAUCAACAGAACCAACAACAACAAUAAUAAAUGAAGAAGAGCAACCACCACCAUUAGAUGAGUACGCUAAUUCUCACACUCAUUUCGAUAAUACACCACCAUAUAGAGAAAGGUUACAUAAGAGAAUCGAUUUAAUAUCAUUUGAUCCAAGAUAUCAUACCCCAGUAUUAAGAAUCAACAAAAAACUCAUAAAAAAUUCCCAAAAUUUAAAGAAAACAAUCAAAAAAUUAAUAACAUUAGAUUGUAUUCCUAAAGAAAUCAAUAUAUGGGAACUUAAUAAAAUAGAUGACGUAAGAUUUUAUGAGAUUUUACCUUCAUUAAUUAUGGAUUUAAAUGAUCAUGAUAAUGCUAUUGAACAAGUUAGAUUACAAGAACAAAGAGAAUUGCAACAAAGAGAAUAUGAAGCUGAAAUUCAAAGAGCUAUUGCUAUUUCCAUGGAAGAACAAAGUCAACGUCAAUUAUUUAAAGGGUUUAGAUAUAAAAGUUCAACUAGUCAAGAAGAAGCACAACAAGAAAAUGAAGUUGUUGGACCAUCUAGAGAAAAAAAUUUGCAACAAGAUGAAUUCAUUAACGUUGAUGAAGCAAUGAGCGUUUGGCAGCAACAACAACAAAGAUCACAACAACAAUUGAGAGUUGCAAUGCCUGGUUCAUUUAAUUAUUUGUUACCUGCUCAUGCUAAUUCUUCUGCUUCUUCUUAUAUGACUGCCUAUUGA